CAAAAUAUUACACCAAAACGAACCGACUAUAAACAAACGCACGAGCUUUCGCGGACAGCGGCACUUCACUUUCUGAUCGUGAAUUUGGCCAUUUGGGAACGAAAAUCUGCAACUGAGAGGAAAUGGCUUCCAUCUUAGCUCGCAAAUCCCUAUCUGCUCUUCGCGCUCGCCAGCUCGCUCUGGCAGGGCAAGCAUUGCAGGGCUCUGCUCGUAUCGGGACUAUUUACCCUGAGCGCACAUUUGCCACAAAACAUUCAUUCUCUAACGACAAGGAUGAUGAAGAAAGAGAGAAGCUUGUAAGGGAGAUAUCUAAAGAUUGGAGUUCUGUUUUUGAGAGGAGCAUUAACACAUUAUUCCUCACUGAAAUGGUUAGAGGUCUGAUGCUGACACUCAAGUACUUCUUUGAACCGAAAGUCACUAUUAACUAUCCUUUCGAGAAGGGCCCUCUAAGUCCUCGCUUUCGUGGAGAACACGCUCUGCGACGUUAUCCAACUGGAGAGGAACGUUGCAUUGCUUGUAAACUAUGUGAAGCUAUCUGCCCUGCUCAAGCAAUCACCAUCGAAGCUGAGGAGCGGGAAGAUGGGAGCAGAAGGACAACUAGGUAUGACAUUGAUAUGACCAAGUGCAUAUACUGUGGUUUCUGCCAAGAAGCGUGCCCUGUCGAUGCCAUUGUGGAAGGGCCCAACUUUGAAUUUGCUACUGAGACUCAUGAGGUUUCUACCAAUAUCUUCUUUACUUGCUAUGCUAUGUCAACUGAGAAGAUGUAUGGACUAAUUACAAAUUUUGCAUGUACUAGGAACUUCUCUACGACAAGGAGAAGCUGCUAGAAAAUGGUGACCGGUGGGAGACUGAGAUCGCGGAGAACCUCCGUUCUGAGAGCCUAUACCGUUGAGUAGUGGAUCGGCCUCGACGCCUGCAAAAACUUGGAGUUGGAUCUCUUAAUUUCUGAAACGUUUGAAUAAAGGGAUAAAUUUGUUUAUGCACCUCUUGUAUCCUGAUUCUUGGCAGCUUUUUCACGAGAAAGGCAAGAAAAACAAGUAUUGAUGCAGCUGCUAUUUUUGCUUCAGAUAUUUAUUGCUGUAUUGUUGCUUUUAUAGAUGAAGCUCAGGUUGAUUUGAUUUUUGCUAUCGAACGCAUAACUUGACGUCGCAAUUAUGAACUCAUUUUUUGUCAA
Salvia miltiorrhiza (redroot sage) is the source of this 1174-nucleotide messenger RNA. RefSeq names its product NADH dehydrogenase [ubiquinone] iron-sulfur protein 8, mitochondrial. The transcript is spliced from 7 exons. The coding region runs from base 123 to 827 and encodes 234 amino acids. Gene Ontology annotation, biological process: mitochondrial respiratory chain complex I assembly; mitochondrial electron transport, NADH to ubiquinone. Gene Ontology annotation, molecular function: NADH dehydrogenase activity; 4 iron, 4 sulfur cluster binding. Gene Ontology annotation, cellular component: membrane. The record is from RefSeq and is a predicted model, not a curated record. Lineage: Eukaryota; Viridiplantae; Streptophyta; Magnoliopsida; Lamiales; Lamiaceae.